Peromyscus eremicus (cactus mouse) is the source of this 3110-nucleotide messenger RNA. It is a transcript of the gene Pdzd4, whose product is annotated as PDZ domain containing 4. The transcript is spliced from 8 exons. Gene Ontology annotation, molecular function: protein binding. NCBI's taxonomy places the organism in Eukaryota, Metazoa, Chordata, Mammalia, Rodentia, Cricetidae. The record is from RefSeq and is a predicted model, not a curated record. Bases 216 to 2534 code for a protein of 772 amino acids.
AUGUCUGUGUCUGGCUUCGGCCAGCAAAGAGUUAAGUCGAGGGGCGUGGAGCUGCCUUCCUCUUGGGGGUGUGCCUCCCUCCCCCGCUAGGCGGCUCGGCCUCCCGCGGUAGGGUAUGGCCCAGGGUCCGAGCCCGGGACCCGUGGUCCCACGCACUGGCCAGUGAAAGACGCCUUCCUCUUCCCGCCCUCUUCUUUCCCUUGCCGGCCAGCACCAUGGGAUGUAAUAUGUGCGUGGUCCAGAAACCGGAGGAGCAGUACAAAGUGAUGCUUCAGGUGAACGGGAAGGAGCUCUCCAAGCUGUCUCAGGAGCAAACCCUAGAGGCCCUGCGUGCCUCCAAAGAACCCCUGGUGAUCCAGGUGCUGAGACGCAGCCCCCGUCUGCGGGGGGACAGCUCCUGCCAUGACCUUCAGCUGGUGGACAGUGGCACUCAGACCGACAUCACCUUCGAGCAUAUCAUGGCACUGGGCAAGCUGCGCCCGCCCACCCCACCCAUGGGCAUCUUGGAGCCGUACGUCCUCUCUGAGCUCCCCCCCAUCAGCCAUGAGUAUUAUGAUCCAGCGGAGUUCAUGGAGGGCGGCCCGCAGGAGGCAGAGCGAAUGGACGAGCUGGAGUAUGAGGAGGUGGAGCUGUGUAAAAACAGCCACCAAGACAAGCUGGGCCUGAUGGUGUGCUACCGCACAGAUGAUGAGGAGGACCUGGGCAUCUACGUUGGAGAGGUAAAUCCCAACAGCAUUGCAGCCAAAGACGGGCGGAUCCGUGAGGGAGACCGAAUCAUCCAGAUUAACGGAAUGGAUGUCCAGAACCGAGAGGAGGCAGUGGCUAUCCUGAGCCAGGAGGAGAACACCAACAUCUCCCUGCUGGUGGCCCGGCCUGAGAGCCAGCUAGCAAAGCGGUGGAAAGACAGUGACAGAGAUGACUUCCUAGAUGACUUUGGGUCUGAGAAUGAAGGGGACCUUAGUUCCCAGAAGCUGAAGUCACCCCCUGCCCAGCAGACUGGAAAUGAUGAAAAGGGGGCUCCUGAUGGGGGCCCAGGCUUGAGCAACAGCCAGGAGCUGGACAGCGGUGUUGGCCGGACUGAUGAGAGUACCCGCAAUGAAGAGAGCUCUGAACAUGACCUGCUGGGUGAUGAGCCCCCUAGCACCACCAACACUCCUGGAAGUCUGCGCAAGUUUGGCCUGCAAGGGGAUGCCCUGCAGAGCAGGGAUUUCCACUUCAGCAUGGACUCUCUGCUGGCCGAGGGGGCAGGACUGGGAGGGGCUGACCUGCCUGGGCUCACUGAUGAGGAGUAUGAACGAUACCGGGAAUUGCUGGAGAUCAAGUGCCACCUGGAGAAUGGCAACCAGCUAGGCAUCUUCUUCUCCCGGGCCUCCAGUGGCAAUAGUGCCCUGGAUGUCAACCGCAAUGAAAGCCUAGGCCAUGAGAUGGCCAUGCUGGAGGAGGAGCUUCGACACCUAGAGUUCAAGUGCCGCAACAUUUUGCGGGCACAGAAGAUGCAGCAGUUGCGGGAGCGCUGUAUGAAGGCCUGGCUGCUGGAGGAGGAGAGCCUCUAUGACCUAGCAGCCAGUGAGCCCAAAAAGCAUGAACUGUCUGAUAUCUCUGAGCUGCCAGAGAAAUCAGACAAGGAUAGCACCAGUGCCUACAACACUGGGGAGAGCUGCCGUAGCACUCCAUUGCUUGUGGAGCCUCUGCCUGAGAUGCCUCUGAAGCGAUCUGCUGCUGGCAAUUCCAACUUGAACCGAACCCCUUCUGGCCCUCCUGUCACCACCCACCCCAAGGGGGCUCCUUCACCAGGAAGCCCUGCCAAGUUCCGAUCACUCUCUCGGGAUCCUGAGGUGGGCCGUAGACAGCACACAGAGGAGCGUGUCCGCCGCAGCACCAAGACAGGUGUUCCUCUGGAGCGUGUAGGCCCCGAAGGCAGCCCUUAUCUCUCCAGGCGUCAUCGUGGCCAGGAGAGUGAGCACUACCACAGCUGUAUGCAGUUGGCUCCACCACGCACCCUGGAGGAUCUGGGCCAUGGCUCCUUGAGCUUGGCUAGUGGUCCUCGGGUGGGUGGGGUGGUGGCUGCAGCUGUUGAAGCACCCCGAAUGGAGUGGAAAGUGAAGGUUCGAAGUGAUGGAACCCGCUAUGUGGCUAAGCGUCCUGUGCGAGAUCGGCUGCUGAAGGCUAGGGCCCUGAAGAUCCGGGAGGAGCGCAGCGGCAUGACCACUGAUGAUGAUGCAGUAAGUGAAAUGAAGAUGGGCCGUUACUGGAGCAAGGAAGAGAGGAAGCAGCACCUGAUCCGAGCACGGGAGCAACGGAAGCGGCGUGAGUUCAUGAUGCAGAGCCGCCUGGAGUGUCUAAGGGAGCAACAGAAUGGUGACAGCAAGCCUGAGCUCAACAUCAUCGCACUGAGCCACCGUAAGACCAUGAAGAAGCGAAACAAGAAGAUCCUGGACAACUGGAUCACAAUCCAAGAGAUGCUGGCCCAUGGUGCCCGCUCAGCUGAUGGAAAAAGGAUCUACAACCCUCUGCUCUCUGUUACCACUGUCUGAGCUGCCCCAGCAGAAGCCCAGCCCAGGUCUAGAAAGCCUAACCCUCACCCUCCCUUAGAAUCUAGUAUGUGUCUAUGUGUGUGCUUGUACGCUGUGCUCAUGUACACUCCUGUAUUUGUAUGUGUGCACAGACCUUUGGUAAUAGAAAGCUCCUAGAAGGGACACUUCUCUCCCACCACCUAUUUCCUUUUCCCCAAGAAGCUAUGCCAACAGCCAGCAUAGAGGGCAUACCCAUAAAGGGCAACUGUGUGUUUGUGCGUAUUUGUAUACAUACACAGUGCUCUUGGUGUGUUCUUGGAGACAGGGAAGUCAGUGCAGAGAGAGGUGUGGUAGACUAUCCUAAGCACAAGAGAAUGUCCAGCUUCUUGCUGAGCACAGCCUCUCCCCACCCCUGGAAGCUGCAGUUAUUUGUAGAAAAAAGGCAACCCUAAAUUUUGUGGUUUUUCUCCUUUUCUGUGCUUGCCAAUAGUUGUUUUCUGUUUUGUGGACCUGCUCUAGGGGUAGGCAGAUCCUUCAGGCAGCCUGACAAAGGUGGACCCCACCAAAUGCUGGCUGGGAAGGAGGUUGGGGGGAGGA